AUGACAAUUGCGGAGACCUGUGACAGCUCAGACAAUGAGCUGUCGGAUGUUUCAUCGGAGAUGGCACUGUUCAGAAAGUACGAGGUAGACAAACUGUUGGGGUGCGGGGCGUUUGCAAAAGUUUACCAAGCGCGCAAUGUGAAGACCGGGGAGAUCGUUGCGAUCAAAGCCGUGAACAAACGGAAAGUUGUCCGGGGAAAGCUGAUGGCGCAGGUUAAAAGGGAGAUCGCCAUCAUGCGGCGGCUGAACCACCCCAACAUCGUCAAACUCAUCGAAGUGUUGGCGACGACGAACAGGUUUUAUUUUGUUAUGGAAUACGCGAAAGGCGGGGAGUUGUUCACGACGAUAACCAGGGGACGUUUCAGCGAAGAUCUCUGUCGUCGUUAUUUCCAGCAGUUGAUUCUGGCUAUCGGAUUUUGCCACUCCAGAGGCGUUUACCACCGCGACUUGAAGCUUGAAAACCUCCUCCUCGACGAAAAAUGUAAUUUAAAAGUAACCGAUUUCGGACUCGGAGCUCUGUCGGAACACGUCCGACAGGACGGACUCCUCCACACGUUAUGCGGAACUCCGGCUUACAUUGCUCCGGAGAUUCUCGCUAGGAAAGGAUACGACGGUGCCAAAGUCGAUGUCUGGGCGUGUGGCAUCAUUUUGUUCUUCCUCCACUCUGGGUAUCUCCCGUUCACUGAUUCCAAUACCACGAUGCUGUACCGUAAGAUUUUUCGAGGUGAAUUCAAUUUUCCAAAAUGGACGUCGCCGCAGCUCCGACGAUUCAUUUCCCGCCUCCUCGAUGCCAACCCAGAAACAAGGAUCACCAUUGCUGCAAUCAUGAAGGACCCAUGGUUUAAGAACGGCUAUAAAGCAAUCACAGUCUACCCUGAAGAUUACGAAAUGAAAGAAGAAACACAAAGCAACGCACGAUUAAACGCUUUCGAUUUAAUCUCUUUCUCAUUGGGUUUCGACCUCUUUGGUCUGUUCAACGACGUCGAUUUUUCCAUCCAACGAGAGCGAUUCCUAUCGGCGGAGACACCGUGGACUAUAAUAGAGAGAAUCGGGGAAGAGGUGGAAAAAAUCCGGAACUUAGAGGUGAUAAGAAUGACAGAAAGUAAGAUACGUUUGGAACACCAGGGCAGCAAUUUAGUUAUCGCCAUUGAUAUUCAUCGGUUGACGGAUAAGCUCGUGGUGGUGGAGGUUAACCGUCGGGAGCUCAAAGCCGGGUCAAGUGACAAAAUUUGGAAUGAUAAAUUAAAACCCAGACUUUCCGAUUUGGUGUAUAAUUCUGGAAGUGAAACAACGCAAUAA
Molecule: messenger RNA, 1299 nt
Organism: Hibiscus syriacus
Lineage: Eukaryota; Viridiplantae; Streptophyta; Magnoliopsida; Malvales; Malvaceae
Product: CBL-interacting serine/threonine-protein kinase 14-like
Exons: 1
Coding region: 1-1299 (432 amino acids)
Biological process (GO): protein phosphorylation; signal transduction
Molecular function (GO): ATP binding; protein kinase activity
Source: RefSeq, a predicted model, not a curated record